This is a messenger RNA of Lemur catta (Ring-tailed lemur), 1396 nucleotides long. It is a transcript of the gene RHNO1, whose product is annotated as RAD9-HUS1-RAD1 interacting nuclear orphan 1. The record is from RefSeq and is a predicted model, not a curated record. Gene Ontology annotation, cellular component: nucleus; chromosome. Lineage: Eukaryota; Metazoa; Chordata; Mammalia; Primates; Lemuridae. The transcript is spliced from 2 exons. The coding region runs from base 400 to 1125 and encodes 241 amino acids. Gene Ontology annotation, biological process: DNA damage checkpoint signaling; cellular response to ionizing radiation; recombinational repair.
UCCUUGAAAACAGGUACUGCUGUGUGACUGCAAGUGCUUGGCACUUAAUAAAUAAGUGUUGAAUAAAUGGUUAUUCCUCUUUAAAUUCCCAGCACCCAGCAUGGGACUUAACACAUACUAGUAAAUGUUAAUUGAAUGAAUGUUGUUAAAUAUGAAUACUGUGUUUUUGCCUAGUGGUGUAGGUAUAGGAAGCUGUGGUCCCCAGAACCUUGAGGUAGGAGUGGUAGUUUAUGGUAGAAUUGGCUGGCAAACGAUCAGGAAGAGCUGGGGAAUUAUCUGAAUUAUUUUCUCCCAGCUUUUGUUUUUUCUCUACAGGCACGGGUUAAAAUUGGAGCCUAUUUCCCAACCUGAAGACAAACAGCAUCAUGUGGUUACUAACUGCUCUUCAUUCACCUAUUGAUGCCUCCCAGAAAAAAACGGCCCCAACGUUCCCAGAAAGCCCGGCUGCUAUUCCACCACCAACCACUGGAGGGCCCCAAACACCGCUAUGGAUCACCACAGCUUCCCAUCACUCACACUCGACAGGUGCCUAGCAAGCCCAUUGACCACAGCACCAUCACUUCCUGGAUAUCACCUGAGUUUGAUACAACAGCAGAAAGCCAGUUCCCAGCCUACCGGAAACAUCAUUACCGGGACCAGGCAAGACAUUCAAGUCGAAAAUCUACCACCUCCAAGUUUCCACAUCUAACCUUUGAGAGUCCACAAUCUUCUUCCAUUUCAGAGACAUUGGAGAUCCCCUUAAUUAAGGAGUGCCCCAAUCAACCAGAAACGGACAAUUCCAGAGGACCCUUAGUUCCAAUGCUCAGUCCCCAAAGUUGUGGGGACCUGUCAGUACAUGCACUUCAGAGUUUACCUUAUGUGUUCAUUCCCCCUGAUAUCCAGACCCCAGAGUCCUCUUCUGUGAAGGAAGAACCUGUUCCCCCCGAACAGAAGGAAAAUAGCCUUCCAAGCUGCUCUCUUCACACUACUACUACUAGCAGCCCAGAGCCUGGGCCUAUUCUGGUUAAAGACACCCCUGAGAACAAGUAUGGACUAAAGGUCACGUGGAGGAGACGACAGCACCUGCUUGCUUACCUCAGGGAACGAGGGAAGCUGAGCAGAAGCCAGUUCCUUGUGAAAAACUGACUACCUCUCUCAUCAACAGUCUCCAGAAAUUGCUGAUUUUCAUAGAGUUGCUAAAGUCACUUUUCUGGCUCUCAAGAGUAUAUAGAUAAAAUAAAAGGGAAAUAACACAAAUAGAAAAAGAAGGUAUUUUAACUAGAGUCCUGGAGUCACAAGGGAAUUCAAUUCCCUGAUUUGCUUUUUAAGAUACCUUGUGUCAUAAACUGUUCACUUCAUAUUUUUCUUAUAUUAACUGUUUAAAAUGUAUGUAAAUAAAUGGUUGCAGAAAGUUUUU